Molecule: messenger RNA, 5902 nt
Organism: Chlamydomonas reinhardtii
Lineage: Eukaryota; Viridiplantae; Chlorophyta; Chlorophyceae; Chlamydomonadales; Chlamydomonadaceae
Exons: 9
Coding region: 203-5359 (1718 amino acids)
Source: RefSeq, a predicted model, not a curated record
AUUUUACAUGAACUGGCAUAAUUACUGUAAAAGCAGCUCGUAGGGGAUUAGACAACGCUCGAAAUGAGCAAGCGACUUUCGCGCAACACUCCGUGCCCCGAGUAGUAUACAUAAAGAUGGAACGAGCAAUGUUACAUACGCAUAUAGCAGUGCAUAUGCAAAGGAAGCCAUAAGCAAGCCCUGGUAGAGCAAACACCGGAGCAUGUCCGAAAGCGGGGGGCUUCCAGGCGUGGAGAGCUUAGCGCUCAAAGUGCGAAAGCUGCUUUGGGUGGUGCUCGACAACAUCCCCUCUGACCUGGUUGAAUGGAGCCUCGCGCUGGUGCGCUUGCUGCACGCCGUGGACACCUUCCCACGCGGCGGCCUGUACAGCGGGCACUACGCCCAGCAGGCAGCGCUGCGCUACGAGCUAUGCUGGCUGCCGCUGGCCGCCCGCGCGGCGGCGGCCCAGGAGGCGAAGCGCGCCCGCGGCGGCCGGCCCUUCCCCGAGCUGGUGCCGCCGCUGGAUGUGGCGCACGUGUGGCUGCUGCACAGGAUUCUGGAUCCAGCGGCGUACGAGCAGGACUGUGUGCGACUGCUGGGCCGGCGCCUUGAUCCGGCUCCUGAUCAGGCAUUCGCCUUCGCCGGCUCCCACGCCUACACGGCGGCGGAGUCGCCGGAGGAGAAGCAGCGCUGGGGCAGCCGCGAGGCCUGGGACGAGUCCUGUUUAGGCAGUCAGGGGCAGCAGCGGCGGCGCCAGGAGGCAGCGGGCGAAGGAGGAAGAGGAGUGGGAGGAGGCGGCGGCGGGGCAGGAGGAGGAGGGAGGCGGAGAGGGCGUGAAGGGGAUGGCGGUGGCGGUGGCAGCAGCGGUAGUGAGGACGGGCAGGGCGGCGGGGCACACCCCGCUGGCGACGGCGGCGGCGGGGAUGGGGAUGGUCACGGCGGCGGCGGCGCAGCCAGGCGCCGCCGUCACGCCGGCGCAGCCAACGGCAACACCGGUGGCAGCUCGGACAGCGGCCCGCCGCAAGCCCAGUUCUGGCCGCCUGCGCCCCCGGGUUCGCGGUUGGACCUCACGGCCCGCUUCCCCUCAGACGCGGCAGUAGCAGCGGCCGACGCGGCGGCUGUAGCAGGGGCCGGCGUCACGCCGGUGAUGCAGCUGGGGGGCCCGGGGGCGGCGGCGGAGGAGGGGGAGGAGGGGGAGGGGGCACGGAGCUCGGACUCGCGUCAGGCGGCACAGCAGCAGCGGGGCUGGUCGGUCUCGUCAGCCUCGGGGCCGGGGGCGGGGGCGGGGGCGGGGGCGGGGGCGGGGGGCGUGGACAUGCGCGGGGUGUUGGGUUCGUGCCUGGCAGGGCGGCUGGGCGAGCUGUGCCCGCUGCUGCACUCGCUGCUGCGGCCGGCGUACCUGGACCCGGAUGUGUUGGUGCAGGCCGUGCAGCGCUACGCCCGCUUCCUGAUGCUACAGGCCAUGCACCCUCACGUGCCCAUGGUGCCCACCACGGACAUUGCGCUCAUGUGGGUGUCGCACAUGGCGCUGCCCGCCGCCUACCGCGACUGCUGCGUGCGGCUGGUGGGGCGGCUGGUGGCGCCGGGCCCGGGGGCGUGGCGGCUGGAGGACGAGGGGCACGAGUUCGCCGAGACACGCCGCCUGUACGAACACCAUUUUGGAGAGGUGUACGACCCACCCCUCACACGGCCCGUGCCGCUCGCCACCCCCCACCCCCUCCUCAACUCCCCCCUCGCCCCCUUCCUCGCCGCAUUCGACGCCGCCGCGCCGCCGCCAACGGCCGCCGCCGCCGCCGCCGCCACCAACGGCACCAACCAACCAACCGCCUCCGCCCAGCUCGUCCGCGUCAUGCCCGCCCAUGCACACGCACACGCACAUACAAAUACGCAAGGCCGCCAGCCCUACAGCCCCUAUCAAUUUGCAUUCACGGCGGCGCCGCUGGCGCCGGCGGUGCCGGACGGCUACCGCUGCGGCGCGCACGCGUUGUACCUGGCCUACCUCAUGCGGCGGGGCGGCGGCCGCAGCGCUCGCGGGCUGCUGGGGAUGGUGCUGGGGCAGAGCCAUCGCCGCCGCGCCGCCGUCAGAUAUGUGGCCAAUAAGACCUCGCGGUUCCGUGACUUCCUGCACCUCCCCCACUCCGACUGCCACACCUACUGGCGCAAGCUGAGGCUGCGGCACGUCGACCCAGCCUCCGUCUACUCCGCCUCCGGCGCCUCCGGCUCCUCGCCCGCCUCCGCCUCGAUCGACGGCGACGGCGCCGCCGCUGGCGUGGAGGCCGAAGGCGCCGGGACGCCGCAUCGCCUGUCGGCGGCGGCGGCUCAGGCGCGGGAGGUGGAGGAGCUGCUCGGCACUGGCGGCGCUGGCGGCGGCAAUAGCGAUGAUGAUGAUGAGGAGGACGGCGGCCGCGGCCGGACCAGUAUCGCCGCUCAGCAGAAGGAGAUGCUGCGGCAGGCAAUCGCGGCAGCGACGGCGGCGGCGGCGGCCGCCGCCACGGCGGCGGUAGCGGCGGCGACGAGGGCCGAGGCGGCGGUGACGCCGUCGGCGGCAGCCGCGGGCGCUGGUGCUGGCGGCGGCGGUGUCGGCGGCGGUGGCGGGGGAGGGGUGUUGGGUGACUCGGGUCCGCUGGGGCCGCCACGCAGCCGGCGGCUGUCUUGGGCCGAGCCGCCGGGUCGCGAGGCCGUGACGCCCAUCCGUACUGGCGGCGGCGGCGGCGGCGGCGGCGGCGGCGGCGCCAGCCCUGGCGGUGGCGACGGCGGCGGCGGCGGCGUCAGCAUGACACUGGAUGAUGCCGUCGGCGGCUCGCCUCAGGCGCUGUCGGCGCGGCGGCAGACGGCGGCGUCGGCGGUCAGUGGCGGCGCGGCGGCGCCUGCGACGACGCCGAUGAGUGUGAUGGCGGCGGCUGGCGGCGGCGGCGGCGGCGGCGGCGGCGGUGGUGGCGGCAAGCGGCCGUGGAAGCCACCGAAGCGCAUCACGCUGAUCGUGCCGCUGCCGCCGCGGCCCCUUACCACCCAGACGUACCACGCCUCGCACCACCAUUACGAGACCGGGCACAGGUCGGUCGCGGCGGCGGCGGCGGCGGCGGCGGCGGGUGCAGCGGCAGUGGGCGGCGGGCUCAGUGAGACAGAGGGCCGCGGCGGCGGUGGCGGCGGCGGCGGCGGCUACAGUGGGGCUGACUCGGAGUCGUCCAUACCGCUGUCCAAUCUAACGGUGUCUUCCAUAAUAGACACGCAUCUCGAGAUUGACGGCGCUUCUUCCGCCAAUACCCCCGUCGCCGCCGCCGCUGGAAUCAAAACGCCCCAGAGCGCCUCCGUGCCGGCCACGCCCGAAGCCACCGCCGGCGCCGCCGCCGCCGCUGGCGACGCCGACGCGGUGGCAGCGGCCGCCGCCGCCGCGCGCGAUCCGUUCGCUGGAUCCAACAUGUGGAGGUCAGCCGUACCGCACUCGCAUAGCAUUAUCCGUGGCGGCGGCGGCGGUGGCGCCGCCGCCGCACUCGGCGGCUCAACAUCCAUGAACAGGAUGGACAGCCCAGCGGCACCGCUGGCGAUGGCAGUGUCAAUGACACGGGUGGACAACCCGGCGGCGGCGCUGGCGGCGGCUGGCGGCGGCGGCGGGGGAGGCGGCGGCGGCGGCGGCGGCGGCGUGGAGCGGCGGCCGAGCAUGGAGCGACAGCUCGGCGAGGACGGCAAUGAGCGGUGGGCGUACGCCAACCCGCACUUUGACGAGCGCACCUCCGCCGCCGUGCCGCUUUCGCCCACCAUCGCCACGCCGCCGCCGCCGGCCCUGGCCGCCUUGCUGGCGGCGAUGGAAGCCGGCAGCAACACCGCAUCGCCGCCGACGCCCCGCAUCCCAGACCUGAACGACCUGCCGCCAGGCGUGGCGCCGCCAACGGACUCGCCCGCCACCGACACGGCGGCGACGCCGCCGUCAGCAGCGGCGGCGGCGGCGGCGGCGGCGGCGCUGCCUGGCGACACCGAGCACAGCCCCGCCAGCGACCGGCCUUCCCCCGCCGCCUCCGCCGCCGCCUCCGCCGGCACCGGCGCCGCGGGCGCCGCCUCCGGCGCCACAACGCCUAGUUCCUCUCGCUGGGGCACGCCGCUCAACCUCAGUGAGCGACUCAUCCUCGGCGGCGCCGCCGGCGCCGCCGCCACCGCCGCCGGAGAUGCCGGCGGCGAGCUGUCGCAGAGCGGCCGCCAGCGGCUGGUCCUGGGACCCAAUGGCGUUGGGGUGCUGCUUCGGGACGAGGCGGCGGCGGCAUCGCCGACGCCGGGGGCGGGCACGCCCGGCCGCGUGUCAGCAGCCAACAGCGCCUACUUCUCCUUUCCCGCCAGCCGGUUCAACAGCGUCGGCGAGGACGGCAACGCCGAUGUCGCCGCCGCCAUCAUCGCCGCCGCCACCAUGCCAUCCGACGACGAGGCGAGCAGCAGCGGCGGCGGCGGCGGCGGCGGCGGCGGCGGAGGGGAGGACUCAAAUUACGCCACCCCGAGGUCUGUUUCGGCGGCGACGAUAGUGAUGCUGACGCCGCCGCCAGCGGCGGCGCCGCCGCCGCUAGCAGCGUCGGCGGUGGCAAUGUCGCCGCCGCCGCACGCGCAUCACCAUUUGGGCAGCGCGGUGCCGUCGACGCCGUCGCGGCUUGCGCGUGUGUCGUCGGCGUCAGGGGCGCCGCCGGCGGCGCCGGCUGCAGCAACAGCAGCGCCGGCAGUGUCCACGCCGCCACCCGCGUCCCACAGCCCGCCAGUGGCGGCAGCGGCGGCGCCGGCAGGCGCCGCGCCGCCGGCGGCAAGCGGCGGCAGCGCCGCCGGGCGGCCGCCGGGCCUGCCGCGUCCCGGCAGCGCCGCCGGCGCAAGCCGCGCCGCUGUGGCGGCGGCUGCCGCCGGCAGUAUCAUGCGCAACCUGCCCAGCCCUAGUGGCGGAUCCUCAUCCGCCGCCGCCGGCGGCGCCGUCGCCACCAGCGGGGGCGGCGGCUCCGCCGCCGCCAACCGGGGGAGCAGCAGCGACCAGUUGCGGCGGCCCAGCGGCGGCUACAGCCGUGCUGACGCGGCUUAUUUUGGCGGCGGCGGCAUGGAGCGGGUGACGAGCCUAGUCAGCCGGGGUGACGAGUCGCCCGCCUUUGGCAGGAGCCUGCGGGAGCGCUACGGCGGCGGCGGCGGCUCGGCGAUGGGGCCCAUGCUUCUUACAGGCGGGGGCUCGAGGAGGCCGUCCAGCGGCGCGGCUUCGGGGCCGGUUUCGGGGUCGGCGUCGAGGCCGGCUUCGGGGCCUGUGUCGGGGCCUGUGUCGGGGCAGUAUGGGCGGGGCGGGGCGGCGGGUGGUGCUGCCAGCCCCUCGGUGCUCACGACCGGGUCCUUUAGGUCGGCGGGGUCACAGAGCGGGGCUGAGGAAUGAUGGGAGUUAUCGAGUUAAGUGACAGAAUCUUGGAUAAAUGGCUGGUGCUGUAGGGUAAUGACGGGACAGCGCGGCGGACUCAUUGACGUGGACAGGCGCGGGUGCUGUGCAGAGUCCUGUGUGCGGAACUUACUCGGUACGGUAAGGCUGCGCUGGGCAGGGUUUAUGAAGGUGAUACGUCAACCCAGAGUAAGGUACGGACGUACGGUAACGGCCCAAUUGCCCUGCCCUGGGCUCAUGGCUCGCGGCUCUGUUACUGCCGUUAUGGACGACCGUGAAGGCGGAGCAAUGCAGCUCCACUGUCAAACGCACUGUUGAGCGCCGGGUUCCACAUCUCGCCCUAUUCCCACAUGGUUGCUCUGUUCCAAGAGUUCGGUACUCUCGCUUGCGCAAGUGAAUCCAGGCGCUGCCGUGUAGUGCAGGCGCAUGCGCGGCGGACUGGCAGACCAAAUAGCGCUGCACAGGGGCAGAGCGCUCACAGGCCCCUCCCCACAGGUGGCCGGCCUGGGCGAAACCGUUGUGCCUGGUCUCCCCGAACCCCGA